AUGAAGGCCAUUCGAGCUCUCCUCCCCGUGCUACUCGCGGCCAGCCCUGCUGCGGCAAUGCCCCAGAGCCUGCUGUCCAAGCAGAGCGUGUUGGGCGCAACAAGCAAAGCGCAGCGCCUGGGAGUCGGACACUUCAGCGAAUGGAGUCGCGCAACCAAGAAAGCAUUCCUUGUCGACUGGCAGGCCGGCAAAGCAGCAGAAUGGACCAUCGUGGAAGGGAACGAAGGUGGAGACAUGGACAGCAUGACGGCGGCGUUGACGUGGGCAUACCACCUUGGGCACUCGACAGCAAACACGUCGCAUCCCAUCAAAGCCAUCGCACUGCUGCAGACGCCAUCGCAUGCGCUGGACCUACGUCCCGAGAACAAGCUGGCCUUGGAUAACUCUCAGAUGACGCCCGGGCACGAAGACCUGCUCACCAUGGACGAGCUGCCAGAAGACCCCGAAACCCUGAGCAGGAAGCUGAAAGGAAUCGUCCUCGUUGACCAUCCUGAGCCGCUGCGCAAAUGGAGCCAUGCAAACAUUGUCAGCAUAUUUGACCAUCACAAGGACCGCGGCACCGCACCUGACGCCAAACCGCGCAUCUUCGAAAUCACUGCCAGCUGCACCACCAUAGUUGCCCGACAAAUGCUCGAUGAGCUGGAGAAGCUCGACGAAGAAUAUCACAUGCCUCACGAGCUACUGGAGCUGAUUCUCGGCGCCAUUGCCAUUGAUUCUGGCGGCUUGACGAGCGACAAGACCACCAAAGCCGAUAUUGAGACGUCGAAGCGCGUACUCGCGAGGAGCGCAUGGGCGAAGAAGGACCUGGAAGAUGUCAUGGAAGACCUCGACGACAAGCUCUCCGAGGCACAGAAGGACAUCGACAACUUUGACUUGCGCGACCUAUUGCGUCGGGACUGGAAGGGUGAUCUGAUUGACACUCCGUCUCCACGCACACCUACCGUCAGCCUGGGCUUCGCUUCAAUUCCAUACUCGAUGGAUGAUCAGAUACUUAAGACUGAUUUUGCCGAGCUCUUUGAUUGGUUCGCCAAGCACUACAAAGACGGCGAAAAGGAGAAGAUUCGCGAAAUCGUCCUUACGGUCCGUGACGAUGUGCGCAUCGACCAAGACCAAGCCGACUCGCUCUUCAAGACCGUCAAGGAAGCGCUGGAGAACAAUAAGGAGGGCAUUGAGUUGACGCCCUGGCAUCGUGUUGAUGAGCUGAGUAACCGGCAGAUGGUGUGGACGCACAAGAGUGGUGCGGGGAGGAAGAUCAUUCGACCCAUCGUCGAGGAUGCAGUCAUGGGCUGGGACUAA
Parastagonospora nodorum SN15 is the source of this 1296-nucleotide messenger RNA. RefSeq lists its product as hypothetical. The record is from RefSeq and is a predicted model, not a curated record. Lineage: Eukaryota; Fungi; Ascomycota; Dothideomycetes; Pleosporales; Phaeosphaeriaceae. The transcript is spliced from 2 exons. Gene Ontology annotation, cellular component: cytoplasm. Bases 1 to 1296 code for a protein of 431 amino acids. Gene Ontology annotation, molecular function: exopolyphosphatase activity.